AUGGAUGAGAUUUCGUCUUCCACAAAUGUCACUCAAGAUGUUGGUUCAAUCUCCGAUGAAAAUAAAGAAUCGUGGCAACAUUUUGUCUUCCACGACCUUUCAUCAAUCAAGGAUUUCUAUGCUAAAUACGCUCAUGAAAAGGGAUUUAGCGUGAGAAGAAAUUUGCACUCCUUCUUUGAUUCUCGUAACAAAAAAACGGACAUUGUUCAAUAUAUCCGUUAUGUUUGUAACAAGCAUGGUUUCAAGCACGGAAGUCGGGCGGAUCCUAAGAACAAGACAAACUCGGAUACUCCUGUUCUCAUUGAAUAUCACAAAGAGAAAGAACUUCCCAAGGAAAGGAUUGGUUGCCCAGCUAGUAUUUCGUUGAAGUAUGAUUCCAAUGUUAAAGGUUAUCACAUAUACAAAUGGAAUGUUACUCAUAACCACCCUCUCCAUAAACCCGAGCAUUCGCAUUACUUGAGAUCGGCUCGAGAGAUUAGUGAGCCUAAAAAACAACUUGCUAUAGUAAAUUCAAAAUCAGGCAUGUCUGUAAGAUCCUCCUUUCAAGUUAUGCGUCAAAUACCUGGUGGUUCAAAGAACCUUGGGUAUUGCUUCCAAGAUUUAAAGAACUUUCUCACCACUGUUCGACAAAAGGAAAUGGUCAUUGGUGAUGCAACUAUUAUCCAAGAAUAUCUUAGAAACGAAGCUUUGAGGAACCCAUCAUUUUAUUAUGAUAUCCAAGUAGAUUCUGAAGAGAACAUAGCUAGUAUUUUCUGGUCAGAUGCAAUCAUGCAGCAAGACUAUGAAUUAUUUGGUGAUCUCAUCAGUUUCGACACAACUUAUCGAACAAAUACGGAGUAUCGCCCAUUAGACCAAGCUUCUGCUUUGAUGAAGUCAGUUCCAAACAUCUUUCCCGAUGUCUUCCAUGGGUUGUGUUCUUGGCACAUGGGGGAGAAUGCAAAGUCCAACUUAGGCUCUCGUUGCAAUGGUGCAUUUCUUGACGAACUACAUCACUUGGUUUCGAAUGUUGAUGAUGAGGCAGAGUUUGACUUCAAUUGGAAUAAGAUGCUUCAAAAUUGUUUUGGUGGUAAAGCCACUUCUGAAUUUACUUGGCUUGUCCAGAUUCAUCAUAAUCGUACUCAAUGGUCUUCUGCUUGGGUGAAAUCACACUUCACUGCCGGUUUGAAGACCACACAGUUAAGCGAGUCGUUCAAUGCCUUUCUUCGCCACUUUCUUCAGCCAGACCACUCACUUGUGCAAUUCUUUAUCCAUUUCAAUGUUAUGGUUGAGAAAAUGCGAGAUAAUCAUGCUGAUUGUGAUUUCAAGGCUGCCAAUACUAGGCCAAGAAACAAUUAUCCCAACAGCCAACUCAUGAGGUCUGUUGUCGCCAAGUAUACUCCAGCAUCGUUUGCAUUCAUUCACAAGCAAUAUGAUCUUUCUUUCAAAUAUUAUUAUGAGGAGGACACAUCAAGAAGUUCAAUUUCUAAUAGAGUUUUCAAAGUGUUCACAAUUCAACUUGUUCGUGAUGUCGAUGAGAUGGAUUUUGAUAAUGAUGCCGCUGCGAAUGUUUAUAUGUCGGUCGAAGAAGUUCCAGAAAACCUUCUUCCUAAUGAUCAAGAUCCUUUGCGACUUGAUGAGAGGGUUGCUACUGUAGAUAUUGGGAACAAGAUUUUUACUUGUACAUGUCGUAUGUUCGAGAACCGGGGAUUCUUAUGUCGCCAUGUUUUCAAGAUAUUAGACUUCUUAGGGAGUUCUGUCCAAUACCAGUCCUUGAAGUCCAUACCUGACCAAUACAUAUUGAAGCAUUGGACUAAAGGAAUUCGUCCAUCCCUUGAUGCUUUAAAACCCAUCAGUAUUGGAGGUAUUUAA
This is a messenger RNA of Vicia villosa (hairy vetch), 1848 nucleotides long. Its product is annotated as protein FAR1-RELATED SEQUENCE 5-like. The record is from RefSeq and is a predicted model, not a curated record. The transcript is spliced from 2 exons. Gene Ontology annotation, biological process: regulation of DNA-templated transcription. Bases 1 to 1848 code for a protein of 615 amino acids. Gene Ontology annotation, molecular function: zinc ion binding. NCBI's taxonomy places the organism in Eukaryota, Viridiplantae, Streptophyta, Magnoliopsida, Fabales, Fabaceae.